Ilex paraguariensis (yerba mate) is the source of this 3084-nucleotide messenger RNA. The record is from the annotation of a GenBank genome assembly. NCBI's taxonomy places the organism in Eukaryota, Viridiplantae, Streptophyta, Magnoliopsida, Aquifoliales, Aquifoliaceae.
UCACUCUCUCUCUCUCACGCACAUAAACGCACACAUCUCUGCCUGAAACCGAUCGAGAAGAGAACUAGAGAUCAAUUCAUACACAGAAUCUAUAUAUUCGCCAAUUCAAAUCGUGAAUCACAGUUCAAAAACUGUUUGUCUAGGGUUUUCAUCGAUCUAGGGUUUGUUAUAGAUACAGUCGGUGUGCUCUGUGUGCGAAGAUCUGGUUCGAUUGGAUUUUGCGGUCUCGUGUCUUGGCUCGAGAUCCGGGCCAAGCACAGAAGAACGGGUUCGGGAAGAAUCGCUGCAGAUUCGGUGGCUGGUUAGGGUUUCGGACCGGUCACACUCACUGUUCUCUCUCCAAGUACAGAGAGGAUUUGUGAGUGUAAAUGGCGUCAAGUGAAGGGUUUUUGACGGAAGAGCAAAGGAAGCUGUUAAAAGUAGCGACGCAGAAUGCAGAGGUGUUAUCAUCGUCACCGAAAUCAACGACCCCAAAGUCCCCCUCUUCUCUGUUUUCUGAACAUCAUAUAAAGGCUCCGGCAGGUGGGAAGGCACCGAACGCUGGGAUUGCUGUGAGGCAUGUCCGCCGCUCGCACUCGGGAAAGUAUAUUCGAGUGAAAAAGGAUGGUGCUGGUGGCAAGGGUACCUGGGGUAAACUGCUUGACACUGAUGGUGAAUCUCGUAUUGAUCGAAAUGAUCCCAACUAUGACAGUGGCGAGGAACCAUAUCAGCUUGUUGGAUCGACUGUCUGUGAUCCGUUGGAUGAAUACAAGAAAGCUGUGGUUUCCAUUAUAGAGGAGUACUUCAGCAAUGGUGAUGUGGAAUUGGCGGCAUCUGACCUCAAAGAACAAGGGUCAAGUGAAUAUCAUCCCUAUUUCAUUAAGAGGCUUGUCUCCAUGGCCAUGGACAGGCAUGACAAGGAGAAGGAAAUGGCUUCAGUUCUGCUUUCAGCUCUCUAUGUUGAUGUCAUCAGCUCAACCCAGAUUAGUCAGGGUUUUGUCAUGCUUCUAGAGUCUGCUGAUGACCUUGCAGUGGACAUACUGGAUGCUGUGGACAUCCUUGCUUUAUUCAUUGCUCGUGCUGUGGUCGAUGACAUCCUCCCCCCAGCUUUCAUCACCAGGGCAAAGAAAACCCUUCCAGAAUCUAUGAAGGGAUUUCAGAUUCUCCUAACUGCUGAGAAAAGCUAUCUCUCAGCUCCACACCAUGCAGAACUUGUGGAGCGACGAUGGGGCGGUAGCACCCACAUCACUGUUGAUGAAGUGAAGAAAAAGAUUGCAGAUCUUUUGAGGGAGUAUGUAGAGAGUGGAGACACUUCAGAGGCCUGUCGGUGCAUUAGGCAGCUGGGGGUUUCAUUCUUUCAUCAUGAAGUUGUAAAAAGGGCUUUGGUUCUAGCCAUGGAGAUUCGUACGGCAGAACCUCUGAUUCUGAAGCUAUUAAAGGAGGCAGCAGAAGAGGGACUGAUAAGCUCCAGCCAAAUGGUGAAGGGAUUUGCUCGAUUAGCUGAGAGCCUUCAUGACCUUGCUCUUGAUAUUCCGUCUGCCACAACCUUGUUCCAGUCUCUGGUUCCUCAGGCAAUAUCUGAAGGCUGGCUUGAUGCAUCACUUUUGAAAUCCUUGGGCGAAGAUGGAGAGGUUCAAGAUAAGGACAAUGAAAAGGUGAAACGAUACAAGGAAGAGGUUGUCACAAUAAUUCAUGAAUACUUUCUGUCAGAUGACAUUCCUGAACUCAUUCGUAGUCUUGAAGAUCUUGGAGCACCCGAGUAUAACCCCAUUUUCUUGAAGAAGCUGAUCACCCUGGCCAUGGACAGGAAGAACAGAGAGAAAGAAAUGGCUUCUGUUCUGCUAUCUGCACUUCAUAUCGAGAUAUUUUCAACUGAAGAUAUUGUCAAUGGUUUUGUGAUGCUUCUGGAAUCUGCAGAAGACACAGCACUUGAUAUUCUGGAUGCUUCAAAUGAACUAGCUCUUUUUCUGGCUAGGGCUGUCAUUGAUGAUGUCUUGGCUCCGUUGUAUCUUGAAGAAAUUGGCAGCAGGUUGGCUCCAAAUUGCAGUGGGAGUGAGACAGUGCAUAUGGCUCGGUCACUUAUAGCUGCCCGGCAUGCUGGUGAGAGGAUCCUGAGGUGCUGGGGAGGUGGGACAGGUUGGGCUGUCGAGGAUGCAAAGGAUAAGAUACUGAAGCUCCUCGAGGAAUAUGAAAGUGGAGGCGUAGUCAAUGAAGCUUGCCAAUGUAUACGUGACAUCGGAAUGCCUUUCUUCAAUCACGAGGUGGUGAAGAAGGCUUUGGUUAUGGCAAUGGAGAAGAAGAACGAUAGGAUGCUGGAUCUGUUGCAGGAGUGCUUCAAUGAAGGGAUUAUCACUAUAAAUCAGAUGACCAAAGGCUUUGCCAGAAUCAAGGAUGGGCUUGAUGAUCUUGCUCUUGACAUUCCUAAUGCAGAGGAGAAGUUCAAAUUUUACGUGGAGCAUGCCAAGAAGAAAGGCUGGCUUCUACCCACUUUUGGCUCACCUGCUGCAGAUGCUCCCCCGACUUGAGAAAAACAUAUAUUUCAGUUUGUUUCUCUCAUGUAUGAUGUUACCCAUUUUGUACUGCGUAAUUUGUUUUUAACGUGCUUCAGAAGUGCAUAGACAUGGGGAUGUUCAGUUGCCCUUCUGAUGCAUUCUUUUAUAAUUUUCACCCCCCUCUGUUACCUGACGGAGUUUGUUAAUGUAUAAAGUAGGUCUUUCGUCCUUUUUAACAUGGCCCUUAGGCCGGUGCUGCAUUUUGAAGGCAAAGGGUUCUGAAUUCUGAUACAAUGUUGCUGUUUUGUUGUUAGCCUGGUUGUUCACUUAAUGGGGAAGCUGGUUUUAGAUUAUUAUGACAUAAAAAGUCCACUCUAAAUUAUGUGUUCUGGUGCAUUGCAACUUGAAAACCUCCUUUCUCAACAUUGGUUCUGUUGGACUUUUCAGCUGCGACCGUAUGAAUGUUGUGAACCACUCGUAUGUUCCGACGUUUCUGCACCCAAUGUAAGAUUGUUAUCUCCUUUUGAUCUCUCGUAGUGAGUGUACACGGAUGUAUAAUGCGAUGUUGCCGAGUGACACUUCAACAUGUAAAAGCUAAAUUCAACGAGAGAAU